CUCGCAGGGCGGGGCCGUUGCUACGGGGCGCGCGCGGCGCGGGAACCGAACGGCGGCCGUGGGGCGUCAUGGCCGCCCUGUGCGAGGAAGAUCCAUCCCUGGAGAGGCACUUCAAAGGCCACAGAGAUGCUGUCACUAGUGUGGACUUCAGUCGUGCUAAGAAACAAUUGGUAAGUGGCUCAAUGGAUUCGUGCCUGAUGAUCUGGAGUAUGAAGCCUCAGAUGAGAGCCUAUCGCUUCUUGGGCCACAAAGAUGCAGUGUUGUGUGUCCAGUUCUCACCUUCUGGUCACCUUGUGGCUUCAGGCUCUAGAGACAAAACAGUUCGUUUGUGGAUCCCUAGCGUCAAAGGAGACUCGACUGUGUUCAAGGCUCACACAGGAACCGUGAGAAGUGUUCAUUUCUCCAGCGAUGGCCAGUCCUUAGUUACAGCUUCUGAUGACAAAACUAUCAAAGUGUGGACAGUUCACAGGCAGAAGUUUCUGUUCUCACUGAGUCAGCACAUCAACUGGGUUCGCUGUGCCAGAUUCUCUCCUGAUGGACGAUUGAUAGUGUCAUCCAGUGAUGAUAAAACUGUCAAGCUGUGGGACAAAACCAGCAGAGAAUGCAUCCACUCCUUCUGUGAGCAUGGAGGGUUUGUGAACCACGUGGAUUUCCAUCCCAGCGGUAACUGCAUUGCCGCGGGCAGUACGGACAGCACGGUGAAGCUGUGGGAUGUCCGGAUGAACAGACUGCUUCAACAUUACCAAGUGCACAGCUCUGUGGUCAACAGCCUUUCCUUUCAUCCCUCUGGAAACUAUCUGGUUACUGCUUCCAGUGAUUCAACUCUUAAGAUUCUGGACUUGUUAGAAGGAAGACUUCUCUAUACUCUGCAUGGUCACCAGGGACCAGCUACCUGUGUAGCAUUUUCAAGAGAUGGAGACUUAUUUGCCUCUGGAGGUUCUGAUGAACAGGUGAUGGUGUGGAAGACCAACUUUGAUGCUGAUUAUGGUGAGGUAGUGAAGCCCCAGAAAUAUAGCAGCAGUGUGGAGGGGACCCAUGGCACUGGGCAGUCAGAAAUGGAUGGUGGCAUUCAUCAUAAGAAAACAAAAACUCAGGAUUCUGUUAGGACCCAUGAGCAGCAAGAGGAGGAGACCAGUCUUGCAAAUACCCUGGAGCAUAUUAUGGGACAACUGGAUGUUCUGACUCAGACAGUUUCCAUCCUGGAGCAGAGGCUGACACUCACUGAAGACAAGCUGAAGGAAUGUCUUGAGACUCAGCAGAAAAUCAUUCAGAACAAAACAAACUGAUUUCCUGAGAUCAGACAGGAGCUGAAGGAAUUGGGAGGUUUGAGGUUGUUUGUGUUCCUAACAGACUGUGUGUGACUUGCUUUAACAAUUUUGAGCACAAUCUAUUUUUCAAUUGCAAUGUAUAGUUACUGUAUCUGUAAAUAGCUUUGUUACUUCACUAAAAUAAAAGCAAUAUUUUAU
Serinus canaria (Common canary) is the source of this 1466-nucleotide messenger RNA. RefSeq names its product POC1 centriolar protein A (gene POC1A). Gene Ontology annotation, molecular function: protein binding. NCBI's taxonomy places the organism in Eukaryota, Metazoa, Chordata, Aves, Passeriformes, Fringillidae. The coding region runs from base 69 to 1286 and encodes 405 amino acids. Gene Ontology annotation, cellular component: ciliary basal body; centriole. The record is from RefSeq and is a predicted model, not a curated record. The transcript is spliced from 11 exons. Gene Ontology annotation, biological process: cilium assembly.